AAGUGCAUCCAGUUUAUACUCUAUUACUACUAAUACCCCUGGACUCAAUCACAAGUAUCCAACCUCUCCGAGAGCCGCGGUCCAACAAUUCAACGCCACGACAGACAAGCAGCGAUAAACAUUCUGUCAAUUCAUCCUUCGUGCUUUAUUAUUACUGUUAAUUUAUUCCACAGCGCAGAAACACGUUUUUCUCGCAUAAUCUGACGUCUGCCAUUCAUAUCUAGCAUAUUUGUUUAUCUGCGCGCGCAGUGACAGCUCCGAAGUCCGGGGAAGAAGCUUUUGCCCUUUCAUUCUUCUCCCUUCGACGUUUGGAUACUGGUGUUUCUAUAUAAGAUACUCGGAAAUCCUACCAAUACUCGAUGCUUACCGCAUGAGCCUAUUAUCCAUGCCAGUCACCGCCGGAUGAGGAUACCCGGAGUUCGAGUUCGCAUUGAACCUACCUAGCAUCAUGUCGGAUUCCGUUGAUCGCGUCUUCGUCCAUGCCUUGAAUACCGUUAAACGAAUCCCCCGGACGGGCACUGCGCGCCCUCCGACGGCGGAGCGAUUGAAGCUAUAUGGAUUGUACAAACAAAGCAUGGAAGGAGAUGUGGAAGGAGUCAUGGACCGUCCCGUCGGGAAUACAACAGAUGUCUACGCGGAGUGCGAGAAAUGGGACGCAUGGUUCGCCCAACGCGGCGUUUCGCGCACAGAAGCCAAACGCCGCUACAUCUCCACCCUAAUCGAAACCAUGCAUCGCUACGCGUCGCAAACCUCCGAAGCGCGCGAACUUGUCGCAGAGCUCGAGUUCGUCUGGGACCAGAUCAAGACCAACACCGCACACAUGCCGCUAUCGUCGCCAUCGUCACCUGGGUCAGGGAGUCAUGGGAUGUCGCAUACACAGAGGGUUGGGGUUCCGCCGUUGUCGCCGCCGGAGGUACGGCAGUCGCAGUUGCAGGCGUAUUCACAGUCGCGGCUGCUGCAGCAGCAACAACAACAACAGCAGCAGCAGCAGCAACAGCAGCAGCAGAGGGGCUAUGCGAAUAUUGGGGGACGAUUGGCGCAGCCGUAUGAGGAUAUGGUUGCUAUUGCUACUGCAAAUAAUGGGAGGGAGUCGUCGAGGUUACGGGUGUUGAGCCCUGUUAGUCAACCAGAUGAGAUAUACCAGCGACGGGGGAGGCGGAUGCAGGGUUACGAGGAUAAUGGGAGUCAAGGGCAGCACCUCGAUGACGAGGAUGAGGAUGAGGAGGAGCAGUACGAGGAGGCGCAGGAUACUCUUUAUGACGAAAACGACGACAAUGAUCAACAUCACAGCAAACACACCUCCGAUGAGGAGCUCAACCAAGAUGGUGGAGACUCGUCAUCCUCCGUCCAACAACACCAAGGCAGCAAACCCUCCCAUAGCAACCAUAACAACAACGACAGCACCCGCAAAAGAAGCAAACCAUCAGACACCCGUCGCUGGCGACGCAGAGUCGAGCAGGCCUUGACUAAGAUGACAGCUGAAAUUGCCGCUGCCCGCGAACAAAUGGAAAUCCGCGCCAUCCAACACCGUCGCCGCAACAGCGCCUGGGCCUGGUUGAAAUGGCUGGCAUGGGUAACGUUGCGGCAGGUGCUGUGGGACUUGGCGGUGUUGGCGAUGCUAUUAAUAUGGAUGCGGAUUAAGGGGGAUAGACGGGUAGAAGAGAAGUUGAAGAAGGGGUGGAGUGAAGUGAGGAGAAGAUUGGGGAGGUUGAGGAUGGUGAGAGGGCAUUCUGGGGUUAUGUUGCCGUAAUAUCUCUUGCAUGGUUUCUUUUGUUAUAUACCUGUACUCUGGCCAUUCAUUAUAUUUCCUUGGUUAUAUUAUUAUAUUCUAGUAUAUAAUUGGAGGUUAUUUGUAUAUUGUCAUCGUUACCGAGAUAAACGUGAUAUUCUGAUAGACUGAAGCACUCAAACCCAUACCAUUGAUGCUAAUAUAUACACAAACAUAAAGUGCCCAGAACCAGGAAAAAGAAACCGAGUAAAAAAAAAAAAAAAAAAAAAAA
Aspergillus glaucus CBS 516.65 is the source of this 2000-nucleotide messenger RNA. RefSeq names its product acyl-CoA-binding domain-containing protein. The record is from RefSeq and is a predicted model, not a curated record. The transcript is spliced from 4 exons. Gene Ontology annotation, molecular function: fatty-acyl-CoA binding. The coding region runs from base 449 to 1750 and encodes 433 amino acids. Gene Ontology annotation, biological process: fatty acid metabolic process. NCBI's taxonomy places the organism in Eukaryota, Fungi, Ascomycota, Eurotiomycetes, Eurotiales, Aspergillaceae.